AAUGCUACUGGUAAGUAUUGGCUAUUUUGGACAGCUAACGACACCCACGUGACUUUGAACACGCAAGGGUAUAUUGGAUUCGGACUGUCUCCGAACGGCAAGAUGUUCCCGGCUGACGUUAUUGUAGGUGGGGCCAAGGACGGUCAAUCCUAUCAAAAGGAUUAUCACACUGUCGGACAUGCACCGCCGAUAGUUGACCAAUCUCACGAUUGGUACCUCAUCUCUGGCAAGGAAACUGCUUCCGGUACCGUCCUUACCUUUGUGCGCAAACUCGACACAUGUGACAGUGUUGAUGAUAUGAUUAUUACGAGAGACACCUCCCGAAUUAUCUUCUCCUACCAUCCUGAUGACGUCACGGGUGGUAUCCCGUACCAUGGCGCCACAAGGAGGGGAGCAAAGAGCGUCAUGUUGUUGUCGUCUUCACUGACAGCUGAUGAUGUCAACUUCCCAAGCGACAUAGUCACGCACGAUUUUCUUCAUGACAAUUACAAAGUCCCUUCAGACACCACGACUUAUUCGUGUCGAGGCUUCUCGUUGGCAAACCUUACCUCCAAACAUCAUAUGAUCAAGUAUAAACCAAUUGUGUCGCCUGGAAACGAACUGAACGUGCAUCACAUCGGUGUCUACAAAUGUAACAAGCGUGGUGCUGAACUGGGCUCUUAUGGCACCGUGUUCCGAUGCAAUAAGAGUAACACUGCACCGGAACCCUUUCGAGGUUGUCCGACUAAUGCAGUUAUCGCCUGGGCCAUCGGAGGAGAGUCAUUUUAUUACCCUCCUGAAGCCGGAUAUUCCCUCGGAACUGACCAUGACGCGGACUUUUUCGUAAUGCAUACACAUUACGACAAUCCCCAGGUAAAGUCAGAUAUUGUGGACAGUUCCGGUAUCCGUAUCACCAUGACAACAACCGUCCGGAAAUAUGACGCCGGACUCCUUACUAUUGCAAUGGGCGUGUCCGCCAUGCAAUUUAUUCCACCUAUGCAAACAGCUUUGGUCUCCAAAGCAUUUUGUCCUUCGGAACUACUCGGAAAAGGGGUACCAGCCGAGGGCAUACACGCAUUUGCGAUUUUUCAACAUUCCCAUCUUUUGGGCAGAGAGAAACCUCUGGCUGCAGAUCAGAAUUAUGCUUGUUAUUAUCAGGACAUGCGUUACCUUUCCGGAGAGAAAAUGAUUUAUCCGGUAAAUGACGAUUAA
This is a messenger RNA of Ylistrum balloti, 1191 nucleotides long. RefSeq names its product DBH-like monooxygenase protein 1. Lineage: Eukaryota; Metazoa; Mollusca; Bivalvia; Pectinida; Pectinidae. Gene Ontology annotation, molecular function: copper ion binding; dopamine beta-monooxygenase activity. Gene Ontology annotation, cellular component: secretory granule membrane. The record is from RefSeq and is a predicted model, not a curated record. Gene Ontology annotation, biological process: octopamine biosynthetic process; dopamine catabolic process; norepinephrine biosynthetic process.